AUGCCGAAUCAUUUCAACCUGGAGGAGUGUGAACGAUUCCUCCACGACGAAAACCAGUUUAGUCCAGGAGCGUCGAAACGCAUCGAAAAAUACCUUCAAAUUUCUCGAGAAGGCCUAGACGAGUUUUUGAUUCGAUUCCCAAAGAUGAUUCGAAAUGAGGAUCAAUUGUUUUAUAUCGUGCGAUUUAUGAGGGCGCAUCACAAGUUCGACACGCAAGAUCACGAAAGAAUUUUCAACAGUAACCUGUUUACAACUAUGGAGAGAAAAGUGACGGAGCUACUCGCUGUUGUGGAGCAAAAAGACCCCCACACGUAUUGGUAUUUGAUACAUGCCCUGCAGUCAAAACAUUCCUCUUUGUAUGAGCAUCUCCACGGAUCUAUAAAAUGUUGUAGUACGUAGAAGAUUUGUGAUUGCGGGCCGAGUUUGAACGUUUAUCCUUUGGUGAGAUAUUUUGGUCCCGAAAUUCAUGAUUCCCUUACCUUUGCAAUGAAUAAUUUUACUUCGAAAUAGUGACGUCAUGCAUGGGCAAUUUGUAAUGCUCGACUUACGUGAUUCUUGUUAUUUUUGUUGUUAUCUUCAACAAUUACGACAUUUCGGAGUCUUGCUCUAUAUCAUGUUAUCCAGUUCCCUGUUUUCGAAAUUUUUCCUUCUAGUUCUCUUCUGAAUGGAGAUUAAUUAUCGGUCAUAAAUGCCUAUCUGUAGCACGGAGCAAAAUUAACAUCAAUCUGUUGACCAAUAUCCAUAAGUAACGAAAAGUACAUGUGUUGUUCUGUAUUUACGCAUGGGAAAUGGUUGCAUUUUAGAACGUCAACGAACUCUGAAUCAAAUAAUGAAUUUUGUUGUUGGAUAUCCAAGAAGAUAACUAUUUUUCUGUGCGAAAGGGAUGACAGUUCUGAGAGAGGUUGUUUUGGUAUAGAGGCCAACUUCAGUAACAUAGAAAUCAAAACGGGGAAUAAAUGACUAAGACAUGGACAGCCACUUUUGUCAUUUCAAGUCAUGUUCAUGUCCAACUUUGUUAUUUGUUUUCUCAUUUUCAACCCAUAAGGACAGCGUUUUAAAUCAUGAAAGAUGUAAGAAUAGCAAAGAACUAUUAUUCAGAAGAAGUUAUUUCUUUUUGAAGACCGCAAAACGUAAUUAAUGGCUGAAAGGUAAAAGCAUGUUUUUGAUAUCGAUAUUGGCACAUCACUGAUAAGUUAAUUAUUUAGAAAAACCCCCUUCAAACUCACCAAAGAUUACAACAUCGAUAAAAAUAGAAAUAACACUUGAUGUUAAGCAAUAAGCUAAACAUCACGUGUUAUUUCUAUUUUCAUCGAUGUUGUAAUCUUUGUUGACGUUUGAAAUUGCCGAUCCCAGUGGUGCAAUAUGCAACAGUACUCGAAAGUCUCCAAGAAGGUUCGUUUUUUGUAAGCCGAACUGAAUUUGACUUUGGAACGACGCAACCUAACGAUUUUUAGUGGUUUAAAAAAAUGCGUUUUAAUACUUCAUGCGAUAAUUGAUCGUCGCACGAUUGAUUCGCUGAGGAAAUCAAUGACGUGAAAAAGCGGCCGUUCGAAAAACGAAAUUACAGGCCCUGGCAGACGGAAAGAACAGUUUAGUUGUUCCAAAUUAAAACUGCAAUUCCUGACUGAUUCUGAAGUUGAAAGUUCAUACACUCAAUCUGAGUUAUUAGGUUGGCUCAGGAUUAAGAAAACACGAGUUUAUGUUUCUCUCGACUAGGCUUACGUCCUAUUGAUAGAAAAAAGGCCUCUGCUGCUAGCUGUAAGAGAAUGAUAUCCUUCACUGCAGGGAAAUUUUUGUUAAGUACCUCAUCCCUAAGACAAGUAACACAGCUGUUUGAAAAGUUUCACUAUUCUUUUGAUUGCAGUGUGUAAAGAUAUAAAACAUAGAGAGAAAGAGGAGGAGUUACAUUUUUCAGGUGAGAUGAGAAUAUGAUUUUAUUUUACUUAAGCGCGAGUGAGACAGUAGUUUUGAAAGCCCGGAUUAAGCGGAGAAAGGGCGGAAUGGGGGAGAGGAAGAAGAAACUGUGAGCUGCUUAUGGUCGGUUUCAUUUGUAAUUGAUAACAUACUGCGUCUGGAUAGAUACAAAAUGAAAUACUUGCUUUGCAGAUUUGGAAAAUGAAGGGAAAGUAGUAGUCCCCUUACUUAAAGCUUUGUGUGAAGCAUUUGAGGACAAAGUCUCCACUGGAAGAUCGUUCAUCGAAAAGAUGAGAACUGCGAGGCAAAGUGAGUUCCGUCAAUUCUAA
Molecule: messenger RNA, 2243 nt
Organism: Pocillopora meandrina
Lineage: Eukaryota; Metazoa; Cnidaria; Anthozoa; Scleractinia; Pocilloporidae
Source: the annotation of a GenBank genome assembly